Molecule: messenger RNA, 501 nt
Organism: Endocarpon pusillum Z07020
Lineage: Eukaryota; Fungi; Ascomycota; Eurotiomycetes; Verrucariales; Verrucariaceae
Exons: 3
Coding region: 1-501 (166 amino acids)
Biological process (GO): intracellular sterol transport
Molecular function (GO): sterol binding
Source: RefSeq, a predicted model, not a curated record
AUGAGGAUACUUUCUGUUCUCCUCCCCUUCCUGUCUGCCUCCCUCGUCGCCUCCAAGUCCUUCUCGGUCUUCAGCCAUGACCAGGCGCCUCUAGCCAACUCCUUCGAUGUCCCAGGCAAGAACCCUUUGAAGUUCUGCGGCAAUCCCAAAAACUACAUCCUCGACAUCGACAAGGUCGAUCUGGACCCUAACCCACCCAAAAGCAACUCCAACCUCACCAUCACCGCCUCCGGCUCUUUCAGCGAAGACGUUGCCGACGGUGCCACGGUCGCCCUGACCGUCAAAUACGGCCUCAUCACCCUGAUCAAGACGACGGCCGAUCUGUGUUCGCAGAUCAAAGAAGUCGAUCUCGAGUGCCCGCUCAAGAAGGGAAAGAUGAGCAUGGUGCACGACGUCAAGAUCCCGAGAGAGGUGCCUCCGGGCCAGUAUACCGUGAUUGCGAAUGUGGUCUCCAAAGAUGCGGAGCCCAUCACCUGUUUAGAGACUACGGUUCAUUUCUAG